Brassicogethes aeneus is the source of this 1854-nucleotide messenger RNA. The record is from the annotation of a GenBank genome assembly. Lineage: Eukaryota; Metazoa; Arthropoda; Insecta; Coleoptera; Nitidulidae.
AUGAGUGAUAGUGACAAAGACAGCGAAAGUUCGGCUAAUCUAACUCCUCCUAGAAAGUUACCCAAAAAAGGAGGAUGGACAAGAAAAAAGGAAGGAAACACAUCAUCUCACCAUCGUCAACAAAAUUUUAGACAGCAGUGGCUUAAGGAUCCGGCUUUUAAGGACUGGCUUUUGCCAGACACGAAGGAUGUGACUAAAGCUAAGUGUGUUUAUUGCCCAGGAUCAUCAAUGGUAGCUGAAAUAUCUAAUUUAAAAGUUCAUGCCUCUACCAAAAAGCACAUAGGUAAUAAACCUGGAACUAGUGGAAAAACGCAAACAUUAACAUCGUUUGGUUUCCAAAAAGGUGUAGUUCCACCAAAUAAAGAAAAAGCUCGUGCUGAAAUUAAACUUGCUGCUUUUUUUGCGGAGCAUAAUAUUGCCUUCUCAGCAGCUAACCACUUGACGGAUUUAUUAAAAGAAAUUGUGACCGAUUCCAAAUUAAUAAAGGAAAUUCAAUUAAAACGAACCAAAGUAACGGCAGUCGUAAAGAACGUUUUAGGAGAAGGUCAUAAAGCAGAUUUAGCGGCAAAACUACAAAAAACUCUUUUUUCGGUAAUGACGGACGAGACAACCGACGUUUCAUCGGUCAAAACUUCUUGCAUUGUGGUGCGCUAUUUUGACCAAGAAGCUCAAAAGAUAUGUAGCACAUUUUGGGAAUUAUACAAUGUUUUUAAAGAAACAGUUGAUACUGAAGAUAUUCCCACAGCCAACGCCGAAAACUUAUACAGGGCUCUUAUCAGUUCAUUAUCUAGCCGUAAUAUCCCAUUGACAAAUGUAAUAGGCUUUGGAUCAGAUGGAUGCAAUGUUAUGAUGGGUGAUAUUGACUCGGUUAAAACCAGACUUAUACGGGAUUUUCCAGGAAUCAUAAUAGUAAAGUGCGUUUGUCACUCGGCCCAUUUGUGUACUAGUGAAGCUUGUAAACAGCUGCCUGAAGGUGUUGAACAACUAGCACGGGAUAUAUACAACUUUUUUAGGUAUAGCGAUAAACGCCAAUUUGACUUUCGUAACUUCCAGUCGUUUGCUGCAGUUGAACCCCACAAAAUACUAAAACCCUCUCAAACUAGAUGGCUUUCUUUAUUAGCAGUGGUUGAAAGGAUUGUAGAACAAUGGGAGGCCCUACGUCUGUUUUUUAUCGAUUUUACAACAAAUCGUGAACAUAGGGCGAAAGCAGAUGUAAGGAAUCGGGCAGUAGCUAUUCUUGAAAAACUUAGCAACCAAUUUUACAAACUUUAUUUCUCUUUUCUUGUUUGGUCGCUUCCUAUAUUUAACAAAUUUAACCUGGAAUUUCAGAGCGAGAAAGUGGUUGUUCACAAUCUUCAUGUGAAAAUUCGUGAACUUUACACGGAAAUCCUUUUGCGCUACCUAAAACGGGAAUACGUCAUGAGAUCAAACUUGGAAGAAAUAGAUCCUAAAAUUCAAGAUUGUCAAUUACCGGACAAAGAACUGUAUUUUGGGGAGCCCGAUCAAUUUUGGGUACAUUUACUCAAAACUGAAGACUUUUCUGACCUCGCUUAUUUUGCCCUAUCUACACUGUCUCUACCACAUGCUAACGCCGACUGCGAGAGAGUUUUUAGUAAAGUAAAUUUACUAAAGACGAAAUUAAGGAACAAGUUAAUAGUGGAAACCGUUAAUGGUACACUCCUUGCAGCAGAAGCUACAAAAGGUCCAAAGCGUGAUGGAAACUGCAUAAACUUUGAACCAACUAAAGAGAUGUACAGCCGCAUGACAAAGGACAAUUUAUACGACCUAAAAAAAAAAGACGAUGUCAGUGAGGAUGUUCCUGACAUCCUAUUUAGAGAUAUAGACUUUGAGUAA